This is a messenger RNA of Musa acuminata subsp. malaccensis (wild Malaysian banana), 706 nucleotides long. RefSeq lists its product as uncharacterized. Lineage: Eukaryota; Viridiplantae; Streptophyta; Magnoliopsida; Zingiberales; Musaceae. The record is from RefSeq and is a predicted model, not a curated record. Gene Ontology annotation, molecular function: calcium ion binding.
CUCCAAAGCAUUCCGAGUUCUUCCUCUCGUACUCUCGAGUGCUUCUUCGACCGCUAAGUGCGUGUUUGCUUAGGUAAAGCGAAGAUGAGCGUGGAAAUGUUGGACGGGUCGACCAUUCGCGAGUUCGUGGAGGACGAAGGCGCCUUCAACGGGUCGGUGGAGGAACGGUUCGCGAGCCUCGACAUGGACCACGACGGCCGGCUCACGUACGCAGAGAUGGCGAAGGAGCUGAUGAGCCUGCGGGUGCGGGAGACCCAUUUCGGCGUGGACGAAACGGGGCCGAGCCGCGACGAGCUCCUGCAACUCCACCUCGGCCUCUUCGGUCGGUUCGAUCGCGACGGCAAUGGGACGGUGGAGUUGGAGGAGUUCCGGGCUGAGAUGAGGGAGGUGCUGAUGGCGGUGGCGAGCGGGCUGGGGUUCCUGCCGGUGCAGAUGGUGGUGGAGGAAGGCAGCUUCCUCAAGCGGGCGGUGGAGAGGGAGACGGCAAAGCUUGUGGCAUGAAUCAAUCCCCUACCAACCUCCUCAUACUUGAGAGUUUGAAACCAAGUCUUGCAGUGUCGGUGUCCUUUUUUUGUUUCUAUCAUCCGGAAUUAUGUCUUCGGAUGAUCCAAUAAAUCGUUGAUUCAUGCAUGUAACAGUGACAGUCGCUUAAAAGGGAACAAAUACAACUGAGUUCUUGUUGUUUCCGUAAGGAAAUUAGCCUUCA